AUGUCAAAUGAUUCCUUCACAAUUCCAAAAUAUUCAUAUACUGCAAACUUAUUAACUUAUUUGAAUAUAGAACAGUUAUCAUAUACAACCAGAAGCUUAAUUAUUGAAGAUGUUCCAUCUAUAUGGUAUGAUGAAAAAUCAAUAUUAAUAACAAGUUAUUUAAAACAAAAGGUCAAGGAUAAAUUUAAAGAUUCAAACAAUAUAAUCAAGAGUUUUAUAGUCUCAGAUGAUGAAAAGGAUCAUUUAUUUGUAAAUAAACGAAAUGAAAUAAUGGUUAAUUUAUACUCAGCUCAUUCAAAUGAAAAACGCACGGUUCCAACAAUAGCAAUAGAUGAAACAACAAUAAAUAAUGAUGAACAAACAUUAAUAAGUUCUGAUAAUUCCAAUGCUGGUCAUUUACAAGUUGAGGAACCACAACCAAGUAUAUUAAAUCAAAAUCAACAAGAAUUACUAAAAGAAAGAACACAUUUCACUAAUCUGCUAAGAAAAUUUGCUCGUAAAUCAAAAGGGAAGGCAAAGAAUAAAAGUUCAAGAUUAAUUUCAUCAAUCUUAAAAGCUUAUGAAGUUGGUGAGAUAUUACAAUGUCACAAAGUGUUACUUAUAGUUAAAAAAAAUGAAGAAGAAGAGAAUAGAAUAUAUGAUAGAUGGAAAGAAACAUAUAUUGUCCUUCGAAAAAAAACAACGGAAUCAAUAGAGAUACAAUUUUAUGAAUCUGAAAAGGACAUAAAUGACAAAUCACCAAAAUUAAAAUUCAAUCUUAAAAAUAACAAUUUAGGGAUUUAUAACAAUUUAGAUAAAUCUAUCUUUCUUAAGCAGGAUCAAUUUAAGUACAUUUUUAAAUUUAGGAAUUCUAAACAGGGUAUGAAUUGGUUAUUAUUCAUUCAGCAGAAUUUGAAUUACAUUUUAGAUCACCAUUUUGAAAUAUACCUCCCAGACAAGCACAAGUAUAUUGAAAUAAACAUACCAACCGCCAUAAUUCAAAAUUGUUUCUCAGGGUCAAAAUCAAUGGGUAUCAAAAUUAGGGAUUAUGAUUAUGAGAUAGAGUAUGAUUUAUUAAUUCAGUAUUUAAAAGAUGUGAUUUAUGACAAAUUUGGGAUAUACCAUGAUUAUUACUUUUGUUUUAAGGAUUAUGAUCGUUUAGAAUUCAUAGAGAACAACUCCCAGCAAUUCCUAGUUUCAAAAUUGUUGAAUUCAGAACGUAUUAAAUUAGAAUAUAGGAAAUUGGAUUUCUGUUCACUAUUUAAUAAACCAUUACCAAUUGAGGGAUUCCUAUCUAGAUUAACAAAUACAUUGGGUACUGAAAAUCAUGGCCUCAACAAGUUUUAUAAGAUCUGUUACUGUUUUACAAAUGAGAAUUUAAUGUUUUAUACUAAAUAUUAUAAGAUCCUAUCACCUCCAAAGAAUAAAAAAAUAUAUGAAAUGGAUAGAGAUGGACAUAUAGACUGGUUGAGUUCUAAUUUUGAAGAAAUGGAUCAAGUAGCAACGAAUGAAUCAAUAAGAAAAACUCAAUUGAUUUUAAAAGCUGAUGGAGUAAUUGAUCUCACCAAGAUUGAAAAUAUAGAACCAGUACCACAAGAACAAUUAACACAAGCUCAAAAGGUUCUAUUUUCAACAUUGUGGUAUUCUAAAAUAGUAGAGGACGAAUCAAUCAUUGACAAUUGUUUUCAAAUCAAAAUGGAAAAUAAAUCAAUUAUAAAAUUACAAGCUCCAAAUAAAUGCACACGAGAUCUAUGGAUGGAUAAAUUAUCGAAAUUAGUCAAAUAUUGGAAGGAGAAACAGCAACAGGAUUUAUACGAUCAAUUGGAGAUAAGGUAUCAUAAUAUUCAAAAUAUGAAAUGUUCAAGAUACAUAGAUUCAAAUCCCACAGAAACAAACACACUUGAGCUAGAUUACAUAUCAUCAGUAAACUACAGGCAACUCCCCAGUUUAUCAGAAGUAUUACACAGUGGCUUUUUGUAUCUUAAGAAUAAAAAACAUUCAAAUUUCAAUUCCUAUUUUUGCAUAUUAACACCUGGAUUCUUAAUCAUUUAUCACACCUACAAGAGAUCAAAAAGUACUGGUACUUGGAAAAGAUCUAAUUUCUUUGAACACUAUGUGACUAUUCCAUUGCAUGAGUGUUAUAUUUAUACGGGUGAGUUGCUGAGGCUAGAUAUGUUAGAUUUGAAGAAUGACGUAGAUGGAACUCCAAGAUUGUUAUCUGAUGGAUGGAGAUCACUUGAAGAGAAUAAUGAAUUAGUGUUUACUUUAUGGUUCGGCAAGAAGAGAAAUAUAAGUCAUUUUAAAGCACCGCCUGAUUCUGAAAGAGAAGCUAAUCCAGGAUUAGGUAGUAUUGUUCGUAAGAUGGGUAUUACUGGUAAAUCAUUGAUAUUUUUAUGUAAUAGACGACAAGAUAGGGAUGCAUGGGUUAGAAAAAUAUUAAAUGAAAUUGAUAAAUAUAAUUAA
Messenger RNA from Insectozyma verbasci, 2442 nucleotides. The record is from the annotation of a GenBank genome assembly. NCBI's taxonomy places the organism in Eukaryota, Fungi, Ascomycota, Pichiomycetes, Serinales, Debaryomycetaceae.